Messenger RNA from Ceraceosorus bombacis, 703 nucleotides. The record is from the annotation of a GenBank genome assembly. NCBI's taxonomy places the organism in Eukaryota, Fungi, Basidiomycota, Exobasidiomycetes, Ceraceosorales, Ceraceosoraceae.
AUGCCUGCUACACUCAAGCUGAUUGUCACAGCUAGCCUGGCCAUUGUGGCCAUGUUGGCGUCUCUGACGCAGGUCCAAGCCGCUCCUUACGGCGUGCCUCGGCGAUUUGGCCAUCAUUCUGGCCACGAAAUCGAGCAUCACGCCAAGCGUGACGUGGCUCUCAUCCAACGCGAGGAGACGACCGAGCUGGUCAAGAUCACCCCUACCAAGAGUGGCAGGCCGUCCAAUAUUGGCGCUAUUCAGUACACCAAAGCCUCAGCCAUCCAGAAUUGGCGAAGAGCCGUCAUUGGCGACCAAGUCCCAGCACGCGAAGAGGUACCAAGAAGCCUUGGCAGCCAUAUCACCGCUCUGCUUUCUAGCAUGCGCCACGUCAGGCGUGGCUUGUACGCAACAGAAGUCUUGGAGUCUCGCCGACUGCAUGGAUCGGGUACUGAGGACCGGCAUGAAGCUCGAGACGACCCCUUGGAGAACGUCGCAAGUCAAGUCGAUGCCUCGCAACGCCGCUCGACCGAUCAAGUCGGAGCUCAUGACUGAAUACGACCGACCAUCACUGCGAUCUACAGCCUCACCAUGUAAGUGGACGUUGACGCGCUUCGAGCCAUUGACCUUUGAGUCCCUGCUCACAUCAUGCCAUCUCUCGUCGUCAUUAACGCAAAAGAUUCGCAUGGCUACUUUGCCGUCGCUAAAGGAGGAUAGGUCCUAA